CAGACAGGAAAACAGCGAGUCAGAGUCGGGUUGAUGUAGAACAGACUGUUUCUGAUGUCUGAGGAGAGAAACGUUUGUAUUUUUAUUUUAUGAAAACCUCAGAAGGUCUCAGCGUUGGAGAGAAAACAACUACCAGAGAUGGAGGAACCAGCACAUGACGUCCAGCAGCUGCUGGUGAUCAAAAAGGAGGAGAAAUGGAGUCCCAUCCUGGAUCAGGAUCAGAUUAAAGAAGAACAGGAGGAGAAUGAGAUCAUUGAGUUAAUAUUCAAUCCAGUUCCUGCGAAAAGUGAAGAUGAUGAAGAGAAACYUCGGCUCUCAGAGCUUCAUCACAGCCGAACCAAGGAAAACGAAGACCUUGUGGAACCAGAACCAGAUCAAUGUUUAGAAUCAGAUGGUGAAGAAGAAACUUCUGAUUCUUCAUCAGAAUCCUCAGAAACAGAUGUCAGUAAUGGAAACUGGGAGGAGAGCAGUGAAGCUCACRCAGGUUUGGGGUCUGGAACCAAUAACACAGAUCCAGUUUGUAAGAAAGGUAAAAAGUUACAUCGCUGCUCUGAGUGUAAUAAAAUGUUCAGUUGUAGACAAUAUUUGAUAGAACACAACAGARUCCACACUGGAGAAAAACCGUUUAGUUGCUCCAUCUGCGACAAAAGCUUUAGUUUAAAAAAAACCCUGAAAAGACACACAAUAACGCACUCUAGUGAAAGGCCUUUCAGCUGCUCGGUCUGCGGCAGAAGUUUCAAGUAUAAGUCACAUCUAUCUUCCCACAUGAUUGGUCAUACUGGAGAAAAACCUUACAGCUGUUCCGUUUGUAAGGCAGCUUUCCAAAGAAGACAAAGUUUAGUGGAACAUACCAGAAUCCACACUGGGGAAAAACCUUACAACUGCUCUGUUUGUAAGGAAUCUUUCCCAACWAGACAGCGCUUAGUGAACCACACAAUGGCACAYACUGGAAAAAAACCUUUCAGCUGCUCCAUCUGCGAYAGAAGUUUUAGAAGGAAAAUAUCUUUGACUCACCACAUGAAGACGCACAGUGGAGAAAAAUCUUUCAGCUGCUCCAUCUGCAGCAAAGCUUUUAUCUCCCRGGGAUGCUUACAAAAACACAAAAUCAUACAUGCAGAGGAACGAUCUUACAUAUGUUCUGUGUGUAAUGCAGGUUUCAAAACUAAAAAAAAUUUAGUGGAACACGCAAGGACCCACUCUGGGGAAAGACCUUUCAGCUGCUCGGUCUGCGGCCGAAGCUUCAAGUGCAGGUCUUAUUUAUCCUCUCACAUGGUCGGUCAUGCUGGUGUAAGACCUUACAGUUGCACUGUCUGUAAGAUGGCUUUCAUGAGGAAACGCAAUUUAAAGGAACACAUAAGAACCCACACUGGAGAGAAACCUUACAGCUGCUCUGUCUGCAUGGCAGUUUUCCUGAGGAAACACACUUUAGUGCAACAUGAAAGAGUUCAUUCUGGGGAGAAACCUUACAGCUGCUCUGUUUGUAAAGAAACAUUUAAGUGGAAAAACACAUUCAAGAAUCAUGUAAGACUGCACACAAAUCAGUAACAGACUGUGGUCAAAACUUCAGGCAGUCAUUGAUAUUGGAUUUGGAGAAUGAAGUGUCCAUUUACAUUUAAGCUCAUCUGUCUCAACAUCUCUUUAGAGGAAAUAAACCUCACAGGACUGGAACUUGAGCUAAAGGGAAGCUGUGUAAUGUAACUGUGGUAACAUCAUAUGUUGUUGAUGGAAUUAAAUAUUACAAGAUAUAUUUAUAUCAAUUUAAACAAACUUGAUUUGUUUAAAUUGAAUCUUGACCCAAUUAGACCCUGUUUAAGAAGGAUUCUUUAUAAAAACAGGAAAAUUAAAGACAACCCUAAGCAUCCUCUUCAUGAGACUCUUGUACAACAGAUUGGUUUUGGCCCUCCAGCCAUCAARGACUGAACUACAGGAAACAAAGACCUGUGUGGUUUUUUUCUUUUUAGCAUCUCGCCGACAUCAGGAAGACUAUGCGCAACUUCCUCCUCUACUUCACUGGUGAAGGGAGGUCUGCUUCUUACCACAAGCCCUUGAUAUAAUAAAUAUACAGUGUCUGUGCAUCAAGUGUAUGGAUUAUGGCCUUAUUUAUAAUUCUGCUAAARGAAUCUUUGAWUUAUAGAAGGAAUAUGAAUCAAUGUCACGCUGCGUCAGCAUCCGCUGCACUGCGCAGCAUAUUUAAUUGCCUCUACUUUUACUUGUAUAAUUUUGUUUUACUUUUUAGUAAUUUUACUUUUCACCAUUAUUUCAUCUUUAGCGUAGUAGUGUAAUCGAAUGUGGCUAGUUUAGUAAGUUUUUAAAUUAAACUAUCUGUGACAUUCUGUGUAAACUUCUGCUUCUGUAAGAAAAGGGCUGAAUAUUCAUGUUGGGGUCAUUGGUACCAUGAUUUGAAUCCAGGCCAGGUGUUUAGUUCUCCCUGUCUGUGUGGGUUCUCUCUGGGUACUCUGGUUUUCUUACACAGUCCAAAAGCAUUCACGUUAGGCUGUAUUAUGUAUAGAAACUACUAAAUAAAUUAGAUUUGCCCAC
Messenger RNA from Poecilia reticulata (guppy), 2538 nucleotides. RefSeq lists its product as uncharacterized. Lineage: Eukaryota; Metazoa; Chordata; Actinopteri; Cyprinodontiformes; Poeciliidae. The record is from RefSeq and is a predicted model, not a curated record.